Messenger RNA from Plectropomus leopardus (leopard coralgrouper), 543 nucleotides. The record is from RefSeq and is a predicted model, not a curated record. Lineage: Eukaryota; Metazoa; Chordata; Actinopteri; Perciformes; Serranidae.
UGGCCCUAAUAGUUCUACAUUUUGGUUUGAUAAUUAAUAGCUAUACUAAUAUUUUUGGUCUUCAAGUUUAGCCAAGUUACCUUCAUGAUGCUGCAGUGCAUUUUAGCCAACAAUAAUAUUAAUUUGAUAACUUAACAGGAUUAAUUUCAGGUUUACCUCUCAGUCUGUCUUUGUAUUUUAAUGUCCUUUUUUUGUUGGAGUGAAAUUUGCAUUUUUGUUUACAUCACUGCAUGUAGAUGAGAAAAAACAACAAACAUUAAUAAUUACCGGUUUUAAAUGUGUAUUUGUGUGUCAGAUUGUGCAGAUGAACAAUUACUUUGGUAUCGGCAUCGACGCAGAGCUCAGCCUCGACUUCCACCAGGCCCGCGAGGACGAACCUGAUAAAUUCACCAGCAGGUUUCAUAACAAAGGCGUGUAUGUGAAGGUCGGCCUGCAGAAGAUCAGCUACACCAGGAGCCUCCACAAAGAGCUGCAGCUUCAGGUGGACGCUCAGAACGUCCCGUUACCAAACAUAGAGGGGCUCAUCUUCCUCAAUAUACCCAG